AUGGCCGCCACAGCUUCAGAACCCGCGCGCUCUUGUAUUCCUUCUCCGCCUUUUGCAGAAGCUACAGCGGGAGAGCUAACAGAGACUAUCGGGCCAGACGGGCUGGAUGCAUCGGUCACGACCUGCCAAAGGGUCGGCGGGGGGUCUGUUACUCACCGUGCGGCGAUCAGAGGCUCCGCAGCGGGGACCAGGCCGACACAGCACCGCAGAGACCCGGGAGAGACCCGCGGGGAACGAGCACAGAGCUGCAGACCCGCGGAAGUCACGCCUCCACAAUAA
Molecule: messenger RNA, 279 nt
Organism: Knipowitschia caucasica
Lineage: Eukaryota; Metazoa; Chordata; Actinopteri; Gobiiformes; Gobiidae
Source: the annotation of a GenBank genome assembly